This is a messenger RNA of Saprolegnia parasitica CBS 223.65, 2202 nucleotides long. RefSeq lists its product as hypothetical. Bases 1 to 2202 code for a protein of 733 amino acids. Gene Ontology annotation, biological process: mitotic spindle organization; microtubule-based movement. NCBI's taxonomy places the organism in Eukaryota, Oomycota, Saprolegniomycetes, Saprolegniales, Saprolegniaceae. Gene Ontology annotation, molecular function: ATP binding; microtubule binding; microtubule motor activity. The record is from RefSeq and is a predicted model, not a curated record. The transcript has 12 exons.
AUGCAAGCGGGGGCGCAAACCGUCCAGGUGAGUUGCCGCUUCCGCGGUGGCAACGACGAUGGAAGCGCGCUCGGCCUCGAGUUUCCAGGGCCGACGACGGUGGUUCUCCCAAGUAUGAAGGGCACGCAGUUCUCCUUUGACCGCGUAUUUCCCCCCGAGACGAACCAAGAAACCAUCUUUGAACACAUUGGGAUACCGGUCAUUGAAGAGCUCCUGAAUGGCUACAAUUGCACGAUCCUCGCCUAUGGGCAGACAGGAAGCGGCAAGACGCACACAAUUCUUGGAUCCAAGACCGAAAAAGGCAUCCUUCCCCGCCUCGUACAGCGAACGUUCGAGGCGAUCGCAGCGCGACCGCCCGACGCCGCGACAGAGGUGUCAACGGGCCUCUUUGAAGUCUACCAAGAAAAGAUCCAGGACCUUCUCAACCCCUCGAACGCCCAUCUGCGCAUCCGCGAAGACAAAGAGCGAGGCAUCUGGGUUCAAGGCGCGGCCGACAUCGUGGUGGCCGAUCCGCCGUCGACCCUCCGACUCGUUCAGAAAGGACUGAUGGGGCGCUCGAUGGGGGCGCACUUGAUGAACGCCGAGUCGAGUCGCAGCCACUGCAUUUUUGUGCUCACCGUCACCCAGCGCUUUCCAUCGGGCCUCAAGCAAACUGGGAAGCUCUACCUCGUGGACCUCGCUGGGUCGGAGAUGGUGCGCAAGACCGCUGCAUCGGGCAAGCGCCUUGACGAAGCCAAGCACAUCAACAAGUCACUCACAGCGCUUGGACUUGUCAUCAACGCACUCACGGACGGACGGUCCAAGCACAUUCCAUACCGGGACAGCAAACUCACGCGGCUUCUCCAGAACUCGCUGGGCGGCAACGCCAAAACGCACCUCAUUUUGACAUGUUCGAGCAGUGCGGCAAACCUGGAAGAGACGCUCUCGACGAUUCGGUUUGGCGCAAGGGCGCAACACGUGACCAACUCGCCGCAAGUCAAUACCGAGCGGACGAUCUCCGAGUACAAGCAACUGCUGCAGACGCUUGAACUCAAAGUUGCCGCACUGUCGGUCUACGUUGCAUCACUCGAGAGCAAGACGACCGUGUGUCCGCGCUGCAGCGGCUCCAGUACCGCCACCGACCCGCCGCCAUUAGCGCGUGCCAACAGCGACACCAACCUCCGCUCGACGUGCCAUGUGUGCGCCAGCAGCGAGCCGGAGCUUGUGCUUUGCGACGGCAACUGCGGACGCUUCUGGCACCUCUCUUGCCUUCCGUCGGCCAGCAACAACCCGCUCGAGUGUAUCUGUCCCGACUGCGCUGACGAUGCGUACAGUCUUCAGGACGAGCUCUCGGCGCUCAAACGGGCGCUGCAGAGUAUCAAAGCCGACCGGGAUGAGCUUGAGGAGCGUGCCAGUGUUCAAAAGCAAGUGCUGGAUGUUGCCGACCACCACAACAGCUCCCUUCACCGCGCUUUGGAAGAGCGCGUCCUGGGCCAAGAACUGCGCAUUCAAAGCCUUUCCAACCAACUCGAAGCUGCGACCUUGCAGUACACGACCACCCAGCGAGACUUGGAUGCGCUGCGUCUUUCAGUGACCAAGACAACCGAGGUCCACCGGAAGAAUGCCGACGCGGCCCAAGCCGAAAUCGAUAUCGUGCGGCGCUCGCUGCUGUUGAUGGAAAACGAAAAUGCCGCGUUGAAGGAGCAGGCCAACGACCUCGCACUUCGCGCGGCCCAGUCGGAGAAGCGCGCGCGCGAGUGCCACGACCAGCUCGACGCCUGUCGACUGCUACUGGCGCAACGCGACGACGAGACAGCGCGCCGGCACUCGUCCGUCUCGACGUUGCCCAUGAAAGUCGCGCUCUCACCGGGCAAAAUCCGGCCGGCGACCGCCAUUGACAUCCUCAACGACGCUCGCCUGUCGCUACAGUCGCGCGGCAACAUCCAGCAGUGGUGGUCCGGCAGCGACGGCCCGCCCGAACACGCCUGGGAGCCCAAGACCAACAACGUAGCAGAAGACGGCGGCACGGGCGAUGGCCCAGCGCGGCCGUUCAAAGCACGCCUUGUCGGCCUGCUCACGUCGCUGCAAGAAGAGACCGAUGCGUUCAAGGACCUCGGCGACAAGAUAGCGGAGCAGGCCAAGCCCAAGCUUCGAAAAGGGCGGCAUCGAAGCCGGCUACCGGCGAUGGACGACCCGCCACUCGGCGAGACCGUGCUGUAUUAG